CACCCCUAUCUCCGGAAGUGCGCGGCCGAGUUCAGGCAGCUCCUUCCGCUCGGCGCUGAUUGGCCGCCGCUGCCCCACGGAUCGGGGAUCAGUUUGUUUACACCGGAGCCGGAGCUGGGGGGCGGGGGUCUGCAGCUGGAGAGAACUUUCCAGAACCAUGAGUGAACGGCACAGCAACCAGGAGGAGAGCCUGCAGGGAUCUUGGGUAGAGUUGCACUACAGUAACAAUGGCAGCAAUGGAAGCAGCACCCAAUAUGGAGCACAGGAACAGGUUCCAGCACCCACUUCAAUCCUCAAUGGGGAAAUGGAAAAAAUACUUCUAGAUGCUCAACAUGAAUCAGGCCGAACCAGCUCCAGAGGAAGUUCUCACUGUGACAGCCCUCCACGUUCAUUGACUCCUCAGCAGCCUCGCUGCAGUUCAGAAAUAGACACACAUAGCAAUGGAGAGAAAAACAGCUCUCAGUCUGAAGAAGAUUAUCUUGAGAGAAAGAGAGAAGUAGAAAAUAUAAUGAAGAAAAAUGCUGAUUGGAUCUGGGAUUGGUCAAGCAGGCCAGAAAAUAUACCCCCAAAGGAAUUCCAGUUCAAACAUCCAAAGCGGUCCGCCACGCUGAGUAUGAGGAACACUGGAGUCAUGAAAAAAGGUGGCAUUUUCUCAGCUGAAUUUCUGAAAGUCUUCCUACCUUCCCUGCUUAUCUCCCACAUGUUAGCCAUUGGUUUGGGAAUCUACAUAGGUAGACGCUUAAGUACCCCAUCCAGUGCUGUUUGAGGAUAUCCAAGUGAAGAUGCAUGCUUGUGAUAUGUGGCAGUUCCUGUGAAGAAGUCUUCAGAAGCAGCCAUUGACAAUGGCCUUGUUCACCUUUCCUGUAGUGCUGGGUUCUUGCUCUCUCUGCCAAGUGAUAAUAACAAUCUCAAAAACUGUGUUCUUUAUUGAUUAGCCCCAUCCCCUCACUGCCUAGUUAGACUUUAUCUAUUCAAAAUAAUUUUCACGUUCCACAAAUACAGUGACAUCGGGACUUAAUUUUCAUGGAAACCAUUUCACAAGUUGUGAAAUAUUUUACAUAGAAGUGAGAGAGAAUAGUUUAGAAAUUUUGGUUGAUAUGAAUAACAGUUCAACACAUCGCUGAAACAGUUGGAUGCGUUACAAUUUUCAGAUUAAUCUUCCCUCUGGGCUGGAUGUGUAGGCGUUCAACCUUCUCUAUACGUUUCUUCAGUGUUCCACCACUGGGAAGAAUUCCUUCUUUAAAACAUUAUAACUGAUAAUGAAAGAGGCACAAUUACGUGAGAUUCCUAGUUAUUUCUAACAAUGAAGAGGGUGUAAAAAGAACAGAUCUACGAAAUUUAGUUAAAUCUGCAAAUGAACUCAAAUACAUGCAACUAAAGCGUGAUGUAGCUGACUCUUGUAAUUGAAUACUGGGGUGUUUGAAAAGUUGAGAUCUUGCAUUAUAUUUGAAAUCAUUAAAUGGAAUAAGAUCAAUUAUGAUUGAAAAUUUUGUUUAGGAAGUUUUUAAAUAAUCUUUUAAAAGCCAAUUACAUGAUAUCAAAUUUAUUAAGUUUACUUUGUAUUAUUACUGGACUUAAUUUCAAUGCAAAGUUUUUUCAUUGAUUGCACUUGUGUUUGUCUUGGUGAUAAAUUACAGUAAAAAUAUCCAUAAUAUGACAACAUUUAUUAAUGUACUGGAUUAUAUGUGAAAUUUUAAAAGUUAGCUUGAUAUUUGUGCUAGUUAGUAUUGUUAUAGGCUUGUUUAGAGUUUAUGUAAAAAACCUACAGUGAAACAUCAUGAUCAUCACAGUGGAGGUAACCCACCUACCUGCCUGUUGGAUAACUGGACGUUCCAGAAUUUUGCUCAUAUUCUAGUAUAGUAAUUCAUUAGGUAUGGCAAUGAAGAUAUAUACAACAAAUAAUAAAUGAAGCAUUCACAGGAGCAUUGACACAUUAAAAACUUUGGUAAUUAUAGUCCAGACCUUUUACAGCAGGCAUUUUAUGUGCAAAUGUGAUUUACCAUUUCUACCAGAUGCUUAGUUUGGCAUGAUAGCUUUGAUAAAAUUAAAAAUCAUUUGAAUUCCAGUUAGUUGGCCUUUAGUGGCUACAGAGCAGAAUUUGUAUUUCACAGUUUUAAAGACUCCACAAGAAGAAUCCUCAGAAUUUCAGUGUUGCUUUUCAAGAGUAGAUCAGCUUUCUUAGUCUUUCUAUUUUGCUAGGUCGAAGGCCAGAGCCAUCAAUGCGGUACAUAGAAUAAAUGAAAAGAAUGAGAGAGAAAUUUGAAAGCAUCUGGAGGUAUCUUUGAGGGUACUAUUUUAAAAUGUGUACAAACAAUUAAAGUUUAAGCAAAAAGAAGUCUAAGAUUUCUGUUACAUUCAGUGCACCAUAAUGAAAUGUGAACUAACCAUAGUUGGUUCUGUUUGAAAGGAGUAUCCAAAAUGUUAUUAUGAAAAGCUGUGAAACUGUUGUUAAUGGAAAAGGAUAGCAUUAUGUUUUGGCUGAUGCAAUCAAUUCAGAUUUAAAUAACUCCAAUUUAGACUUGCAUAUUUGAAAUUGUGGGAUCUUUAAUUGGGAAGAAUUGAUCAUUGUAAUUUGAUUAACAGUGCUUUCACUGUCCUCAGAUUUGCUGUAUUGAGGUGACAGGUUAAUGUGUCAAAUUUUUGCAAAAUGCUAUGUUGUGUGUUUCAUGCUUGUAAUCCACGUGGACAUUCUCAUAAUUUGCUUUCAAUGCUUAAAACAUAAAAAUAAAAGCAUUGUAUGAUUAUGUUUCA
This is a messenger RNA of Stegostoma tigrinum, 2751 nucleotides long. RefSeq names its product BCL2 interacting protein 3 (gene bnip3). Gene Ontology annotation, cellular component: mitochondrial outer membrane; mitochondrial envelope; nucleus. The record is from RefSeq and is a predicted model, not a curated record. The transcript is spliced from 6 exons. Gene Ontology annotation, biological process: mitochondrial outer membrane permeabilization; positive regulation of apoptotic process. The coding region runs from base 158 to 766 and encodes 202 amino acids. Lineage: Eukaryota; Metazoa; Chordata; Chondrichthyes; Orectolobiformes; Stegostomatidae.